Messenger RNA from Rhizophagus irregularis DAOM 181602=DAOM 197198, 561 nucleotides. The record is from RefSeq and is a predicted model, not a curated record. NCBI's taxonomy places the organism in Eukaryota, Fungi, Glomeromycota, Glomeromycetes, Glomerales, Glomeraceae.
AUGUUAGUACCAUUAUAUGAUCCUUCUACAAUUUUUACGGCCAAACCUAAUCCUACUCCCACUCCUACUCCUACUCCCGUUUCAACAACGAUUUCUAUUUCACAAAAUUCCACCCCUACUUCUGAAAGUACUUCACCAAUAAAACAGACAUACUCAUAUAGUGGACCUCCAAAGAGUUAUUAUUCAAGAUUACCAUUAUAUGACAGACCUUUCAAAUGUGAUCAGUGCCCUCAAAGUUUUAACCGGAACCACGACCUCAAGCGGCACAAAAGGAUCCAUUUGGCCGUGAAACCUUAUCCUUGCCAAUAUUGUGAAAAACAAUUCAGUCGAAAGGACGCGCUUAAAAGGCACGUCCUUGUUAAGGGCUGUAACAAUACAUCGAAUAAGAAAUCAACUUCGUCUAAUAAUAAUAACGGUAAUAAUAACAACAAUAAUAAAAAUGUUAUUGAAUCGUCAUCAAAUUCUUCGAUUUCUACAACAACAAUAGAAAAUUAUGUUGAUAAUGGAGAUUCGAUAAAGACCGAACCAACAAACGAUAAUGGUUUUGGGAUUUCGAUAUAA